AUGGAGGGCCUCUUCACGUUGCUCAUUCUGGGCAUCGUGAUGGCUGUAACCUUCGCAUUAUCUCCGUCGCAGUUGCGAUUUAUUUCAUCGCUUGGUAUGGGUGUCCUGGUUGGGACUGCUCUAAUCGUCAUCAUACCCGAAGGAAUUGAGACACUAUACAGCUCCGACAUCCAUCGUAUUCAAAAAAGCCUUCACGCGCGUGCGCUGGAUGUACGAUGGCAGCAUCAGGAUACCCAUGCUAUUCUGCCGAGGACAGUUCCAAGUGUGGCAGAUUUGAAUGCCAUGCCUGGUCCAGUUAUCCCCGAAGUGCCCUCGAUGCCGGCAAGCCCACCAUCUACACCGACCCAGCCAGAAGAGGUGCAUAUUCUAGGAUCUGAUGUCGGCCAUACAGAGCUACAGGAGCACAAAGCGAGGGAUGAGGACUCCGAAAGCGAUACUCAUGAGCAUGAGCAUGAGGAUAACGAGCGCUCUCUUCACGCCUGGAUAGGUGUCGCCCUCAUUAGCGGGUUUAUUCUCAUGUACCUAAUCGACAAGCUUCCUGGGUUCGCAUCCCCCUCGAAGCAGAAACGGCCACCAUAUCAUAUCUCGCUGGACAACUUAGGAUCCGGAUUGCGACGCAGCGCUUCACCCUCCCGGGAUGGAGGACUACUGGAGCCGGAUAGCCCCUCAUCACGCAGCCACAGCUUUGCGACUACCACUGGACUUGUGAUUCAUGCGGCUGCCGAUGGCAUCGCACUCGGGGCGUCCGGGUCCAAUACGAACUUGAGUUUUAUCAUCUUCCUUGCUCUUCUAGUUCACAAGGCGCCCGCCUCAUUCGGGCUGACGUCGGUGUUGCUGAAGCAAGGCCUCUCUAGUCGAAGUGCUCGAGCUCACCUGUUGGUCUUUAGCUUAGCAGCACCGGUGGGAGCUUUGUUGACAUUCGUCUUUGUGCAAACUGUUGGAUCAGGCUUGGCCGGGGAUGAGGUAGCAACCCGAUGGCGGACUGGCAUGCUACUGUUGUUCUCCGCCGGGACAUUUUUGUAUGUGGCCAUGCACACUAUGCAGGAAAACGCACCCCGUCCUUCCUCAUACGAUUCGUAUAGCAACGGCUAUGCAGAGUCUAGAGAUACACAACGGCCCAAGGGAUCCAUGAGAGACCUGAUCGCCUCCAUUAUUGGCAUGCUCUUGCCGUUAUUCUUGCAAAUCGGUCAUGCUCAUUAA
Messenger RNA from Rasamsonia emersonii CBS 393.64, 1200 nucleotides. RefSeq names its product ZIP metal ion transporter. Gene Ontology annotation, molecular function: metal ion transmembrane transporter activity. NCBI's taxonomy places the organism in Eukaryota, Fungi, Ascomycota, Eurotiomycetes, Eurotiales, Trichocomaceae. The transcript is spliced from 3 exons. The coding region runs from base 1 to 1200 and encodes 399 amino acids. Gene Ontology annotation, biological process: zinc ion transport; transmembrane transport. The record is from RefSeq and is a predicted model, not a curated record. Gene Ontology annotation, cellular component: membrane.